This is a messenger RNA of Aedes aegypti (yellow fever mosquito), 5313 nucleotides long. Its product is annotated as tonsoku-like protein. Gene Ontology annotation, molecular function: protein binding. The record is from RefSeq and is a predicted model, not a curated record. The transcript is spliced from 7 exons. NCBI's taxonomy places the organism in Eukaryota, Metazoa, Arthropoda, Insecta, Diptera, Culicidae. Bases 193 to 4605 code for a protein of 1470 amino acids.
CGGGCACUUCGAGUGUCUUGUCUGGAUGCCGCGGUUUUUUGGCUGUGCAAACGUGCUGGAAAACAUAUUUUUACCUUAAAUUUGAUAAUAUUUUAAGAAUAUUUGCGUGUUUUGUAGUCAAAUUUAGUUAGUAAAGUGAGACAGUACGAGUGAAUAGUUAAAUUUCAGUAAACUAUGUAAAAACAACACAAAAUGAGCGACGACUACGAACUGGAGGAGCAGCGACUCCUCCGACGGAAGAAAAAAUCCUCGGAAGCGGGCAACUUGCAACAGCUGGCGGAAACAUGUCGCAAGCUGGGUGAGCUGUACGGCAACCGUGGCGAGCAUCUGAAGGCCCUGAACGAGUACAAGCUGGUGGCCAAGGCCUUCAACCGGCUGAACAUGCAAAUGGAAGUGGGCCGGGCCAAUCGGAUGAUUGGCGAAAUGUUUAUGCUGCUGGGGGAGUCCGAGAAAGCCCUGCAGUACGAGAAGCUGUACCUGGACACGGCGCGCAAUGAGAAGGACAAGGUGGAACUGCAGAGAGCCUACAUCACAAUCGGGAGGACCUAUCUGUUGAAAGGUCAGAGCUGCGAAAGGGCGGAAGCGGCUAAGGAAUCGCUGUGCGAAGCCGAGAAAGCCUUCGUCAAAGGCCUGAAGCUGUGUCGAGACCUAAAGGAAGUGGGCCGGUUAGAGCAGUCGGAUAUGGAAGCUCGAGCCAUACUGAAUCUGGGAGUAACGAAAGAGCACCAAGGAGACCUGGAGGAAGCAGUUCAGUAUAUGCAGAAAGCUACAAAGAUCGCUCAGAAUAACGACAUCCAGGACCUGGAACAUUUGUGCUUGAUGUCUACGGCUCAGUUGUUCAACGGAAAGUUGAACAAUCCCGCUAAGGCAUUGAAGUUGCUCAAUGAAGCACUGGAAGUGGCAUCAAGGCUUAGCGAUAAGACAGCGAAAAUGUGCGAGACACUUUCGGUAAAGGCCGAUGCCAUGAUCAAAAUGGGAGACUUCCAGAGUGCCAAGCAGGCUCUCAAGAAGGCUUAUCACAUGAAAACGCCGAUAGUUUCGGAUGCCGAGAGCAUUGAACGGAACUUGAAGGUUCUGGUGGCGAUCUGUCGUGUGGAGGAUGAAUUGAUUACGACCGAUACCACCAAUUAUGCUAAGAAGAAAAUUCUGUAUGAGAAGAUGGGCGAUGGUUCUUGCAAACUGUACAAUUUCGGCAAAGCGAUCGAUUACUAUUUGAAAAUGUUGGAAUGCGCCGAACUCAAUGGAGAAGCAGACCGUCAGCUGAUUCCAAUUUACGUGAGUCUCUAUCAAACGUACAAGGAUAACAAGCAGUAUAAGCCGGCACUGGAAUACAUGUUGAAGGAAUACGAACUGAUUAAGGACGAACCGAAGGAAGCGUACAACACUCUUCUGAGCAUCAGCGAGAUUUACGAAAUCGAAAAACGCAACUAUUUCGAAAUCGAGAAUAUGUAUCGCCGGGUUCGCCACGAAGCCCAAAAGCUCCAGUCGUUGUCAUUGCAAAGGGCUCCCCUCAAACGAUGCAUUGCGAUGUUGAGGAAAAACUGCAUGGACUUGGUGGCGGAAAACCUGGAGAAGGAAGCAGCCGAUCUCGGAAUCGAUCUCAAUCUUCCAGACGACGCUAAUGCUACUGACGAGUCGGACGAUGAACCGGAUGAGGCGGAAACGGCGGCCGCCCUAGAGGGAAGCACUCCAGACAUCGGCGAAGAUGUGGAUCUAGAAGAUCUGACCGAAUCUGAGGACGAUAGUUCCCAAAAGCAAGCAGAGAAGCAGCCCGAGUCCCGAGCAUCACGCAAACGUGGAAUGUCCUUUCAGAUCAAGAGGAACAAUAAGGGCGAAACCCAGCUCCAUCAGGCCUGUAUCAAUGGGAAUAAGGUUUUGGUUCAGAAACUUCUGGAACAAGGCCAUCCCAUCAACCCGCGAGAUCAUGCCGGAUGGUUGCCAUUGCACGAGGCUUGCAAUAAGGGCGUCAAAGAGAUUGUCGAAAUGCUUCUGGACAGGGGAGCGCACAUAAACGACAAAGGGGGAACCAGCUGUGACGGAAUCACUCCUUUGUACGAUGCGUGUUCCAACGGAAACCUGGAAGUCGUAGAACUGUUGCUCGAAAGAGGAGCCAAUUGCACACUUCGUACCGAUUCCGGAGACACUACCCUAAACGUUCUGGAAAACUGGUACAAUGGCGUCAAAGAUUUCCUUCCUUCCGAGCGAAAAUCGUUCUACCAGUCUGUUCGUGAUCGAAUUAUUAGUUGCUUCGAUAAAGCUGGCAUCAAACCUGGGGAAGGUGGAACCAUACCCGAAUCGAUCGAAUUGGAACCAUCUCCCAGUGGGGCAGUUCGUUCCACGCGUCGUCGUCCGAAUCGUCUAGGGCGGUCGGAUUCCGACUCGGAAAACCAUGAAACCCGUUCGGUGGCCCAUACCACUCGCAGUUCCGGAUACGGAAGCACUAAAGGGACUGCUUCCAAGAACCGACCACCAGCUGUCCAAUCGGACGAUUCCAGCCUUUCGUCCGAUGAAGAAAGUGGUGUUCGCGAAAAAAGCGCGCGCCGAUCGACCGGAGUAGACGACUACCGCAGCGCCAUGCAAGUUCUGCGGAAGGGAAACGGGGCGCGGGCUCAGAUCGUAUCCCCUCUCAAAGAUCCUAAUCCAGGACCGAGCAAACGCAGCGCCUUCCUGCGCAGCAACGAGAUCGGUGACGACUGGCUGAUCGAUGAUCUGGGCCCGAACAAAAAACGACAGAAAUUCCAUUCGGAAGCAGAAUACCUCGAACCGAAAAGGCGGACUCCCAAGCGAACCAACAAUCGGAACACCAGUCCACAGAGACCGCUUCCAAUUUCCGACCAGACCAUAACAACCACUGCUUUGGAGUACGACUCGGAUGAACCGGAACUAGUAAGCGUGUCAUCAUCACGGCGAAUUCGGCGAGCCUCUUCGGAGGACAGUGGUUCGGAUGCGCAUCAGAUUCUGAUGAAUGCAUCCGGGAGAAGCUUCUCUCGAAGACCGUCCACUCAAUCCAGGGGUUCAAGACGGCUAUCCAACGGAAGCUUCAACAGAAAUCAAACAUCACUCUUGGAGGCAGGAUUCAACGUAUCGUCGUCUCGAUCGGUCAGUCCGCCCUUUUCGUUGAUGUCCCCGACUAAGAACAUCUACGGGCAGAAGUCCCCAUCGAUGUCAUCGAUGUCGGCGUUCACCGAAAAACGAACCCCAGUGAAGACCCUGCCGCCCAACGUGGUGAGAGUUAUGGUCGAAGGUGAGUCGAUCGAUAUUACCUACGAUCCGGAGCAGAUCAUGCAAAUCAGCGUGGGAUGGCUAGUCAACGAAGUAGUCAAACGCUACGGAAUAAAACAUGGCAAACGACCCCUGCUGAAGUUGCUUCGAUCGGAUGGAGGGUUUUGCUUGGAAACCGAUCCGCUUACGACUUUGCUGGACGGUCCCAAUUCUAUCAUAUACUCGUACCUGACUGAGCUUAAAGCGAUGGAACCGUGCGCGUUCUACAAGGACUGCUGCAAGGAACGUGGUGUUGAACUCAUCUCCAAGCUGGUGGAAGCGGUAGAGGGCGUACACAUCAACCACAAUUUCACCCUUCCCAGAGAUGUUUCCCAUGACAUCGACCGCCAGUGGGAUAUCCUCUUCAAAGCGCUCGCAACUCAUGAGCAUCUGAAGACGCUCAACCUUUCCUGGAACAAAGUUACGGAUUCCGUCGUAGCCAACCUCGCCCAGCAGCUACCCAACCUCAAGGAACUUGAGGUGCUCAACCUCUCGAUGAAUCGCAUCACGUAUAAAGGCGUUUCCCUCUUAUCAACUCCAAUCGCGGACUCCAAUCAAUUCUUGACUGAGCUGGAUCUCAGUCGAAAUCCGCUUCAAGAUCAAAGUUUACCAGCACUGACCGUUGCAUGCCAGCAACUUAAACGACUGAAAAUCCUGCGGCUAGCAUCUACGGCUAUAACGAACCUUACCUACGCAGAACCACAUCUCGACAUAUCUAACCUUGAGGUGUUCGACGUGUCGGAGAACCAACUCAACAAAAAGUCAAUCGAAUACCUCUUAUCCAAACCGCACACCCCGAUGAUAAUCGAACUGAAUCUGACAUCGCUAGGCAAACUGCCAGAUUUCAAAUUUGCCCUGACCACGGCAGUUCAAACCCAAGCCUUCGACAUGCUGAUAAGACUGAACCUAAGCAACUGUGCCUUAACCGAUCAUGAUCUAAGCCUAAUAAUCAAUCCAUUGAGCACCACUGCCGAGAAACUCAGAAUCGUCGAUCUGUCGUUCAACGCCGAACUAACGUGGAAAAGUCUAGAAGAAAUUAUGAAAACCUUCACACGUCGAUCAUUGCAGGUUAAUCUGUCGCAAAACCCUUUGAUUUUGAAGGAUUUCAAUGGAGAGGACGCGUUUCAAGCGAUCGACUACAACCGAAAGAAAUCCUAUCCAUGCGAAUUACAAAUGAUGCUGCCGAGGUCAGUGACGGAUCAACGGUUGGACAAUCUUCGCCAGCAGCUGAAAUUGUUUUGGGAGAAGCUGUGGCACAAUCAUGCUGAUAUCAAAAUUAACGAACAGAAGGUCAUGUUGUCGGUCGGUUACAGCCUAGAUGUAUCGGAUAAUCGGUUAAACUAAGAGUUUUAGGAUUUCAAUUACCAUCAGUGAACCAGUUGCCGCUCAUGCCCUAUUACCGCUCCAUAGUGUAAGGGCCCAUUCACAAAUUUCAUAACGCUUUAGGGGGUGGGUGGUUGUCCUAACGUUGUUACGGCUCAUACAAAAAGCGUCACGAGGGGAUGGGUGGGUGUCCAAAAUGUCCAAUUUAAGCGUUAUGAAAUAUUUGAAACAGCCCUAAAAACUAAUUUUUCGUUUAAAAUGCAAUCUUUUUUGGCACGGAUAUCUUCGAGAAACAUCAACAGCUUCCAAAUGAAUUAUUAAUCUACUUGAAUGGCUUUUCGCCACUUAAGUCGUCCCACAUUAUUUUAUUUGUUAAAAUAUUUUUUUUUUAUAUGUUAGAAACACAAAACCCUGUGAGCGGCUAUGGGGCGGUCCAUUUAUUACGUAAGGCAAUUUUCGGGAUUUUUCGACCCCCCCUCCCCCCAUGAUAAGAUUUUUUGUAUGAAAAUUAAAAAUAAAUUGUAUGCCGCGUAAGAAAUCUCAAACCCCCCCCCCCCUCCCCCCAUAAACCCUUACGUAAUUAAUGGAUCGCCCCUAUUGGGUAUUUUUGUGUGUUCCAAUAAACGGUCAUGCAACAAUUUAAUUGUCGAUUUCAAUAUAAAGUCUUCUUUACUGUUAUAGCUAGCUCUGGUUUGAUUAUAAAAAAUAUCAUGGUAAAUAACGACCCGA